Blastocystis hominis is the source of this 708-nucleotide messenger RNA. RefSeq lists its product as hypothetical. The coding region runs from base 1 to 708 and encodes 235 amino acids. The transcript is spliced from 5 exons. Gene Ontology annotation, cellular component: membrane. NCBI's taxonomy places the organism in Eukaryota, Bigyra, Opalinata, Blastocystidae. Gene Ontology annotation, molecular function: zinc ion transmembrane transporter activity. The record is from RefSeq and is a predicted model, not a curated record. Gene Ontology annotation, biological process: zinc ion transmembrane transport.
AUGGACAUUAUGGUCCAUGCACAAAUCGACUUAGGAGAAAAUGGAAUGUUAAAAGCAAAUAUUGCUAUGUUUAUGGGAAUGAUUCUUUUCCUCUUGUUAACGCAAUGCAUUCCUGAAAUUGAACACUCGUCCAGUGACUCUUCCAACUCUCACAGCUUGGAAAUGACAGGCUUAGUCACUGCUUUGGGCAUUUCUCUUCAUAAUCUCCCUGAAGGGCUCGUUGUUUUUAAUGCGACCGUUGUAGGCGUCUGUGCUGUGGAACCUCCAUCCUUGUUUUCGUGGGAUUAUCUUCUGCAUUGCACAGGAAGAGGACUUGUUGUGGCUAUCGCUAUCGCUAUUCAUAAUAUUCCUGAGGGAAUCGCAGUCGCACUGCCUAUCUAUGUUAGUACAAAAAAGUGCACACGUAAAUGGCAGGCUAUCAAGCUUUGCUUAAUAUCAUCCAUCUGUGAACCACUUGCUGCCAUUGUCUUCGGACUCCUUUUUAGUGAAUAUCUCACAACAACAUUCAUGGCGAUCAUGAAUGCGAUCGUAGCAGGCAUUAUGGUUAUUCUCAGCAUUUAUGAGCUGAUUCCAGCAUCACUAGAAUAUACCACACCCAAAAAUGUGGCGAUCGGAACCAUCUUGGACUGGUGCUCAUUAAUUCAAUUGCUUUCUAUUCAAUGUUGUUUACUCUUUUUUAAGAUGUUUUCUACAAACACACUACUCUGA